Molecule: messenger RNA, 2754 nt
Organism: Cololabis saira (Pacific saury)
Lineage: Eukaryota; Metazoa; Chordata; Actinopteri; Beloniformes; Belonidae
Gene: epyc
Product: epiphycan
Exons: 10
Coding region: 282-2171 (629 amino acids)
Molecular function (GO): protein binding
Source: RefSeq, a predicted model, not a curated record
UUCACACAUAGGCGGCAGGGCGCUCGGGUCUGCCGGAGCUCAGACCUGCACACACACACACACACACAUCCACACACAUACACACACCUAGACACUUGUCGCAUUCACGCACCAGCGCACACCUUUCACACAUUUUCAGGCGGCGCAGCCCUCCUUCCCUCCCCUCCCCUCUUUGCAGCCGCCCCGGCGACCCCUCGCCAUUGGCCGAGUCCCGGAGCCCUCAGCAUCUCCAUCACGGCUGACGGGAGCAUUCGUGGAGAAGCAGGAGACAGAGGUGGACUAUGAGGAUGUUCGCGCGGCUCAUACUCGGACUCCUCGUCCUGAAAGCGGCAGCGGCCAGCCCCAGAUUUUCCCGGCAAGCGGACUUGGACACGUAUGACGGCAACUAUGACGAGGACCUGGACAAUAUCGACGUGGAGAAUGAGAAUAUGUACGACUACGAAGAUGGACUGACAAUCGAUGAACCUCAGAUAGAGGUUGAGACGUUGGACCCACCGGACUAUAGCUAUCCAGAACCUGAAGGCUCGCAGGAGGUGAAGUUGGAGGAAGAGGAGGAGGAAGAGCUGCCCAGAUUCAUCCAGCCUGUCCCUCAGGGUUCCGGGGGAUCUGGUGUUCUCAUGGGUCCAGACACUCAAAAAGAGGUGGAGCUGCGUCUGACGCCCAUUGAAAUUCUUCCUAUCUCCGGGGAUCUUGAGGCCUCGGGAGCCUCGGGAGCCUCCGGGGCCUCUGGGUCCGGAGCCUCGGGAGACAUACUGGUCUCUGGAGCCUCUGGGGGUUCUGGGGACAUUAUCCUGAUCUCCGGGGCCUCUGAGGAGCUGCUCACCUCUGGGGAGCCCUCAGAGUUCUUGUUAAGCGGAGACGUGUUGAUAUCUGGGGACUUCUCUGGAUCUGGAGAUGCCAUGGGCUCCGCUGCUUCUGGGGCCUCGGGAGACUUCGUCUCCGGCGGCUCUGGGAUCAGCGUAGAAAUCCCCCUUGGCUCUGGAGAAUCUGGAGACCAGUCUGGCUCUGGGUCCUCUGGAGAAUAUUUGAUCCCAUGGGCCUCUGGAGGCUCCGGGGAGUCCGGGGACUCGGGUGAGUCCGGACUCUCAGGGGCAACUUUGUUACCUGGAGAGGAGGAGCUGCAACUCAUUCCCGACACCACCCCCCAGGAGGUGUCAGGAGCUUCCGGGGAGAUCUCGGGAGCCUCGGGAAUCUCAGGGGCCUCAGGGGAUCCGGAAGCCUCUGUAGAUGUAGAGAUCUCUGGAACCUCAGGGAUUUCUGGUGUCUCUGCCUCCGGAGACAUCGAUGUCCCUGUGGUAACUCUGAUCCCUAAACCUGAGGAAGAGCUGCUUCCAACCUCAACAGAAGCCCCUCACGAGGGGGCUGGCAGUGUAGAGGAGACAGAGGGCUCUGGGCUGCCAGAGCCCGUUGAGCCCCUUGAGCCCCUUGAGCCCGUUCAGCCCGUUGAGCCUGUUCAGCCUGUAGAACCAGUAGAACCCGUACAACCAGUGGAGCCUGUAAAGCCUCUAGAGCCAGAGGAGCCUGAUGAGCCUGACAGAAAAGGUAUGCCCACUUGCUUGCUGUGCACGUGCCUCGGUGGCUCGGUCUACUGUGACGACCUGAGGCUGGACAGCGUGCCGCCGCUGCCCAAGGACACCACUCACUUCUACGCCCGCUACAACAGAAUCACCAAGAUCAACAAGUCCGACUUCGCCUCCAUGAACAAGCUGAAGAGGAUCGACUUGACGGCCAACGAGAUAACCGUCGUCGAGGACCGAGCGUUUAUGGGUCUGCCCGAGCUGGAGGAGCUGGUGAUCCGAGAAAACCACAUCCCACAGCUGCCGUCUCUCCCAGAGACCAUGACCCUGAUUGACGCCAGCCAGAACAACAUCGCCUCGAAGGGCAUUCAUAAAGAGGCGUUCAAGGACAUGACUGGCCUGCUGUACCUGUACCUGACGGACAACAACAUCGACUACAUCCCGGUGCCUCUACCGGACAGCCUGCGGUCUCUACACCUACAGCGUAACAACAUUCAAACGAUGCACCAGGACACGUUCUGCAACCUCAACGACUUCAACUACAUCCGGAACGCGCUGGAGGACAUCCGUCUGGACGGGAACCCCAUCAACCUCAGCCGGACCCCCCAGGCCUACAUCUGCCUGCCCCGCAUACCGGUCGGGGACCUCAUUUAGCCGCGCACAACCCCCUGCACGCACACGCUAACGUACCUGUACAUACUGACACGCAGACUCACAGCUCAAACCUCAGCUGCAUUUUAGUGUGUUUGUAAGAAAACUGUCGGAAACGCUGCUGACUUUGGGGACAAAACUGUACAAAACUGUUAAGAAAUUUGUGUCACUUUUCACCUAAAAACCACAUACGACCGCGAUUACGGAGACAGAGCAUGUAGACGCCGCGUCAUCUACUUCCUGAUGUGCAGUUUACAGACGGAAACCAUCACUCAGACACACACACACAUGCACACAUGCACACACACACACACACACAACUUCCUCAAAAGGCCGAACUCUUCCACAACUUGAGAGAAAACUGAUUAUUAAAUCCUUUUUUUUUCCUGUUCAGUGUCUUUCGUGACUGGAAACUUAAACCAACCAGUAACCAGUUAAAUGUUUUACAAUAUGAUUGUUUUUGUAAAAACACCAACUAACAUCAAGAUUAACGACGAAUCCUUUUAUAUGACCUAUAGUUGCAUUAUUGAAGCUGGAGCUUAACAAAAGGUAAAUCUGACGCAAUAAAAGACGCAUUUAAACACAA